Molecule: messenger RNA, 8625 nt
Organism: Salpingoeca rosetta
Lineage: Eukaryota; Choanoflagellata; Craspedida; Salpingoecidae
Exons: 17
Coding region: 1-8625 (2874 amino acids)
Biological process (GO): vacuolar acidification
Cellular component (GO): RAVE complex
Molecular function (GO): protein binding
Source: RefSeq, a predicted model, not a curated record
AUGCGGGAAGAACAGCUCAUCACCGGAGCUCCAAACAGCUCCCCAUAUGUUCUGGCAGACGGCUACGUUGGCACCUUCAGAUUCACGGCGUAUGCUUGCGGAUCAUCGAUCGUGUUCCUGUCGCCGGAUUUCGCGCACAUCCAGUCUGUGCGACGACCAAGCAACCCAAACGACAUUGUGUGCAUCGACUGCUCCCCACUCGACGGCAAAUUGGCGGUGUCGCACGGAAACGAGGUUGUUGUGUACAAACCACACGCAGCCGCAACAGACAGCUCCACGCCUACCGAGCUCGCGACGCUGCAAUGGCGGGAGCACGUGGUCAUCCAGUUUGACACGCACAAUGUGAUGAGCCUGUCGUGGGAUUCGCGCGGCGGGCGCCUGCUCACCGGCGGCGACCACAUCACGCUGUGGUGCGACAUGGCGCUGGUGGAUGAUGCGUACACGGCGGCGGAGUGCAAUGCAGACAUCGUCAAGGGUCGCCUCGUUCCGCUCUGGAUCAAAGCAACAGCCACACCAGUGCACCACCUGCACUUCUCCCCAGAUGGGACGUUCUUCGUCUCUGCGGGCCCACACGACCGCCUGCCAAAGCUGUGGUAUCCGCGACACAAGCGGCGGCGCGCGCGUGACAGCAGCAGCCCGCCACCAACAUAUCCGCUGUUUGACUUCAUCUACCUGCCGCACCCACGCGCCGUCACCUCCCUCUCAUGGCGAGCAGAGCGCCCAAACGCAAGGAAUGCGUUGCUGACGUCGUGUGCGGACAACAUGUGUCGCAUUUGGACGGAGACCUCCGCCUACGAAGAGCUCGGCUUCUUCUGCGCAUACACGAUUCCACCUGACUUUCCGGAGUCGCAAGCAAACUCCGUGCAGCUUCCGUUUGUCCUCCACUGGCUCAACUUCAGGAGCUUCACCAACCCGGCCGAGCGCGCGUGGACAACAACAGCCAGCGCCGUGUCGUCGGAACUUGCGCCAACAGCAACAGCAUCCGUCGCCACAGCCGGCACCACCAACCCCACGCACCACCACGACCACGACCACGACCACGCCUACGGCGACGACGUUACCGCUGGUCAUGGUGGUGGCAAUGAUGGUGGUGGCAAUGGUAUGCGUGCGACCUCUGAUCAGGCGUCACUGCGGACGGGGGUUGAGCCUGAUGCGUCACGCGAUAUCGUCGGCCUCAACGUCACAUCACGCAGCAGGCGCGGCAUGAACAGCAGUCUUGGUCGCAGCCUGUCUGCACAGCCGAGCAGCACCGCCCUCAACACCCUGGGACGCACACGCGCGGACACCCCAUCCACGCAGCAGGGGCAGCACAGGGGCGAUGUGUUUGCGCCCCAGUUGCCGCGGAAAGGGCGCCACAAAGCGCCCAAGACCCUCGCUGGCCGCCGCAUCCUCCCUCGCAUUCGCGCAUACGACGCAGCGCCGCCCGAGCUUGUGUUCUACGUGCGCGCUGACGGCUCGCUCGCCUUCUGGUGCGUGGACGGCCUCGAUCAAAGCCCAAGGGUGCACCUGGUUGUCAAGUCGCUGUCCCGGAGCCCGCCCGUGAUUCCGCUGUCGGACGCCAUCUCCCCCUGCUACCGCGUCCUCGUCCACUUCCCCGACAUGCAUGGCGCAUCGCGUGAGGUUAUGGCAAGGCGUGCCGAGCAGUUCCGGCGCCUGGCCACCACCAUUCGCGCGCCGACGUCCUCCCGCACCAGUGCUGCGUGUGGCAGCGGUGACGGCGAUGACGACGAUGGCGAGGUUGACUCGUUCCCCAUCAUGCUUGAGCUGCACCACUCCUCUGGUGUGCUGGCCAAGUGGCAGGUGUCGUUUGACCCCGGGUCGGCGCUCUCGUCCGUGUCCACGGUGGAGUGUCUUGCGAGGUGCGCGGGCCACACUGCUGACGUCGGUGCCGUUGUUGCCCACCCGACACUGCCCUGUGCUCUCUCCCUAGCCACGCACCACGGCCGCACACAGAUGGUUCUCUGGAAGGCCAACGACAUGGGCGUGAUACCAGAGACCGCUCGGGCGAGCGGCUUGCUGCAGCUGGCACGACUCGAUGUCCCCAGCACCAGCGCGCCUGUCAAGGCCGCGUUCGUCCCAUCAACACACGCCGUGGCGUGGGUGGUGCAGACGGCACGCGGGCUGGAGCUGUUUGCCCUCGACUGCCAGGCCACGCGCAGCAGGAUGACAGCGCCGAAACACCAGGACAAAGUCGUGCAUCGUGUCGUGCCCUGUGGUGUGCUUGUGCCACUGCAGUCGCAGGACAACACGCCAUCGUUGCCAUCGUCACCAUCAUCAUCAUCCUCAUCCUCAUCAUCGUGUACGUUUGCCGUGUCUCAACUCCGCUCGAGCGACAGCGGUGAGGCGUCUUUCCUCCUCGCCAUGACAGCUCCAACCACUUCUGCCAAUGUCGGCAUCACCAUCUCAGAGCAGCAGCAGCAGCAGCAGCAGCAGCAGCAGCAGCAGCAGCAGCAGCAUGUACAGCUGUACUGCGUGUCAUAUCACUGCUCGCCCGUGCGGACCAAGCGGGCCGUGUUUCCGCAGCACCGCCUGUCCAUGCCCGGCAGCAUCCUGCUCGUCACGCCACCGACGCGCGUGUGUGUACAGCGGCUCAUGCCGGGUAUCACGGACGCGUGUGCCGCUGAUACGACCCACCUGCUCUCGCUCUCACGCCACGACGUGCUUGACCUUCGACUCGAUGCGCCGUGGUCAGCCGUGUACGUUGGCGGCAUCACAGCAGCAAACACCUUCUGGACAGCGCGCAUUGCACACAGCCCAGACAUGCGCACGCACAGCACUGGUUGUAGCGAUGGUGGCGAUGGUGGCGAUGGUGACGAGGUGCCUGCGUUCCCUGACGCCAGCGUGAGUGUCACCAUGUUGCCUGGAUUGGCGCUGAGCAACACGCUGCCGUGCAAUCGCGGCGCCACCGCCGCGGCCUUCAGCUCGCUUGGGCGGCUUGCUGCUCCCAUGCCAACGCCAGCAACCGAUGGCACAGCCACCACAGCAGCCACCGCCACGAAUGAUGGUGACGAUGGCAACGGUGGCGAUGGCAAUGGCGAUGGGGAUGUGUUUGGCGACGCGUCGUUGUCGUUCCAUGUGCAGGACACCUUCUCUGUUGGCGUGUGGGAGGCCCUGAGCGACCACGGCCGCUGGCGGCUCGAGUCGUGCCUCACCUUCCACAGCCAAGUGCGGCACGUGGCGUGGUGCUCCACCUCCCGCGCCAACGACCUGCUCACCGUGUCCACAACCGACGCCGUGCACGUGCUGUCCCAGACGAGCAGCAGCGUGGAUGGCGCGUGGGUGGAGGUGGCACGCGUGCCCAUGACCAGGACACCCACCUCCAUUGCAAUGCUCCCCCGCGGCGUGCUGCUCACGGCAUAUGGCACGCGCAUCACCGUUCACUCCAGCUGGUCCGUUGCAGACACGGACACGGACGUGGCAUACGUGCACGUCAGAGGGAACGCAUCACACACAUCCGCAGCAGCAGCCAGUACACGCACUGGCCACGAACGCUCCCUCCUUCCCUGCAUCUUCCAGCGGGCCAACGAGCACAACCGCACCCUGCCGCCCCACCACCCAAGCGUGCUGCAGCACAUGCUGUGUCUUCCCAGCGGUGAGGAUGCAGCAGGUGCUGUGCUGUCAAAGGUGGCGGCUGCACUCGCCACGCUCAAGACGUCCGCUGAAGAGGCCAUGUCCUACAUCUAUGACGAUACCGCCACACGCCGCUUCCACGAGACGCGAAAGAAGGAAGGUCUGCCGUGCGUGGAUGUGGGCGCCAUCCCCCUGCCAGAGCUCGCACGCUUGCUCGGUGUGUCCAGCGAUGGCUCGGGAAGCAACACCGCCAGCACAACCGCAAACGGCAGCAGCAGCAGCAGCACGACAACGAACAGCACGGCGGCCACGACAGCUGCUGCGGGGCUGUUUGGCGCGGGAGCGGCCCAGACCAAGGCAGACAAGUCGCUUCUGUUCUCCUCUGCAACAGCGGACGGCAGCACGGCGCUAGGCGAUGUGGACGCUGCGACGCUGCUGACCAGUCCAGCCCAGCUGGCCGCCCUGACGAAAUCGCUCUCACGCGUGCGCCUGGCCGGGCUGACUGACGAGGAGACGUACGCACUGCGUGGCCUGCUGUCUGCGGCGCAGGAACUGAAUGCACGACGCACCUCGCUCGACGCGUGCGGGCUUCGGUUUGUCGUCAGCCUGUCCCUGUUCCGUGCACAGUGCGAGCUGGCUGCUGGCAAGUCGUCCAACGCAGCACAUGGCACUUCCUCCUACUUUGGCAGCCGAGGGACCAGUACAGGUGGCGACAAGGGAAGCGGCGACGGCACCAACGGCAACACCACCACCACCACCACCACGAUGCACGCCAAAGAUUUCGUGUGGGCGCUGCAUUCUGAAGCGCAAGACGUGCUGCUCGAGGUCGUGGCACCAGCAGUCCCACCAGGCGGUGGCGGUGGUGGCGAUGGCCAGGGUGCGCUGACUUGGGCUGCCCUGCGCGCUGUUGGCUUUGGCUGGUGGGUGACCUCCAUCACGCUGUUGAAGAAGACAAUCGAGCGGGUGAUGAAGGGCGCGUACAAGCGCGACUCAACGAGUCUGCUGGACGUGGCGCUGUUCUACGUUGCCCUGGGCAAGACAACGCUGCUUGCCGGGCUGUUCAAAGUUGCCGGCGAUGAUCGCAUGAACGGGUUUUUCCGGCACGACUUUAAGCAGGAGAGGUGGCGCACGGCUGCGCUGAAGAACGCCUAUGCGCUGCUGAGCAAACAGCGGUUCCUGCAUGCUGCCGCCUUCUUCCUGCUUGGUGGGGAUCUGGACGGCGCGCUGAACGUGCUGGUGAAGAGUCUUCGUGAUCCCCAGCUUGCCCUCACCAUCUGCCGCCUGUGCGAGGACAGCCGUGUCGGCAUUGCAACCCCAGGCAGCAAAAGUGACAACAACAACAGCAGCAGCAACACUACCACCACCAUCAAUGGUGGUGAUGGUGGCCAGGGUGGCGACGGCGAAGACACGAUGACGCCUUUGCAGAAGCUGCUGCGAGAGCGCCUGCUGCCCAUGUUUGAGGCAGCGGGCGACAUGUUUGGCCGGCACAUUGCACUGUGGCACCUGCGCGACUACACGGGCGCUGUGGACGUGCUGCUGAACCACCGACCCGAGCCUGCGCUGUCGCUUGAUGACGAUGCUGCUGCCGGUGCGAGCAGCAAGGCAUCGACAUCGCAUUCGCGACUGGCGAGCACAAGCAGCGUGCGCACAACAGCGAGCGAAGGGAGGGGCGGCUACAGCAGCGGCAGCAACAGCAGGAGCGCAGCGGGCCAGGGAGACACCACCACCAACCACUCGCUCACGUACCCUGCCGCUGUCACCGCAUACACGCUGGCGCGACAGCUGAUGGAGCACUCGCAAGUGCGAGGGAAGCGCACGCUGCGCGCACACAUGUUCCUGAGUGCCGCGUAUGCAUACGCGCAGACGGGGCAGCCGCUGUUUGCCCUAACGGUGCUGCAGGAAAUGGACGCACACCUUCAGACCAUCACACCAGCAUCAGCGAGUGGUGGUGGCGGCGAUGGUGAUGGUGGUGACGGUGGCGGUGCUGGGGCCACUGUUGCUGAACCUGCGCAGCCCAAGAUGGACAUGCAAGACAUGAUCAACUCUGGCACGUUUGAUUUCGGCGCGUUUUCCUUUGGAGACGACGACGAUGACUUUGGUGGCGGGUUUGGCGAUCCAGGGAUGGCAACGGCAACGGAGAGCAGCACUGAGGCAGACACGGGGACGGCCAGAGACGCAGAUGGUGGUGCCACGGCGUCCGGUGGUGCUGACGGUGUGAGUGAGGAUGUGCGGGCUGUUGAAGGCGAUGUGUUUGAGGCGACGCUGCUGUGGCGCGUGGAGCUGGGCAGCGCCAUCAUCAGCAGCGGGCUGGCGAGCUGGCUCGAUGCCACCAGCGACAGCAACAGCAACAGCAACGAUGACGGUGACGGUAACCAUGGCCAUGGAGGUGCAGCUGGCGAUCAACACGACGCAAGCAGCGUUGUUGAGACAGGAGAGGCAAGCACUGCCGACAGCACCAACAGCAGCGAGGGCGAUGGUCAUUGUAACGUGACGUGGCAGAUGUCGGGCGCUCUCCUGCGCAAAACCGUUGAGGUCUUGCAAUGUCUUGGGCUCUCAGCAGCGUCAACAACAACAGCAGCAGCAGAAGCAACGUCAACAACGUCAACAACAGCAACAACAGCAGCAGAAGCAGCAACGGGAUCGGUUACAGAUGCAAACGCUGCCGCUGCUGCCGCGGACAGGGCGUUGGCGCGUGCGUUUGAGUUUGCUGUGCUACAGCGGUCUGUACUGGGCACAUUCACCACAUACAACCUGGUGGAGUGCAUGCACUGCCUCGUUGGCCUUGAGCCUGCACUGGUGCCUCGCCUGCUGGACCACAUGUCACAGCAGCUGUUCCACUUCCUCACGCAGCGCCUCACGGAAGGCACCGGUGGGCUGGAGCCCAUACACAUGCGCUCGUGCCGCGUGCUGGCCGACGGUGUUGCGCGCGGCAUGUGGCAGAUUGCUGCGAGCGAGCGCCCGCCCGCGUGCUUUGUCACGCCAGAGCAGCUGGUGGAGUGGGUGGUGAGUGUGUACGGUGUGCUGGUGAUGCUGGCGUGGGACGAGCGAAACCUGUCGUUGCUUGUACCUGCAGUGCAGCACGCGCUGCCAACGGCCCUGUACCGUGCCAUCUUUGGUGUCGACAUUGACAGCGCGGCGCAGGCGGCAUCCGUGCUGAGCAAACCCCCGCCCGUGCUGCCGGCGACCGCGCACACGCUUGCGGAAUACACGCUGCACCCGGUCAACGAGGAGCAAUUCCGCACGCUGGACGGCCUGAGCGAUCUGGAUCAGGUGGAGGUGGGGCGGGCAGAGCGCGACACGGUGGCCAUGGACGCGUCGUGGCGAUACCGCUGGCGGCUGGUGGAGCUGCUGCUGUACGGCCUGAUGGAGGUGACGGUGUUUGAGCACGUGUCCUCCGCCGGCAUUGAUGUGCAGGAGCUUGGGCGCGCCUCAAGCAACGUGUUUGCCGUGCUGCGUGGCAUUGCGCAACAGCGGCAGCAGCUGUGCGCCGACCUGCACACUUCGCCCGUGCCCAGCGAGUUUGCAGAGCUGCUGAUUCGCCCGCCCGGUGCGCACCCGGCAAGCAGCGUGUUCCGCGUGCGGCAGCUGCUGCAAGACACGUCAAACCCGUUUAGCGGCCUGGAUGCGCGGCGGCUGUGGUCGGUGCUGCUGGCGCACCCGCCCUUGCUGCAGUACGUCGAGCACCUCGUGCGCGGGAACAUGGAGCUGCAGCAGGCAGCGGCAGUGGCAGCAGUGGCGACAGCGGACGCAGCUGCCACUGCGUCAUCGUCGUCUUCAGCAGCUGCUGCAGUAACGAAGGCUGGCGGUGAGAGUGACACAGCAGGCGGCAGUGAUGAUGCUGCUGCUGCGAUAACCAAAGCAGCGGCGGCGGCGACAACAAGCGAAGAUGGCGGCAUUGCGUGGGAGACGCUGUGCCACUUCCCCAGCGACGUGGCCUGUCUGCGUGUGAUGCGCACGGGCACGAUGCUUGUGGCCACCAGCAAGGACACGUAUGAGUUUUCCAGCAUCCAAGACCUCUAUCCCGAGAUGGCUGCCGGCGCUGGCGGUGGCGGUGCGACCCGCAAUCAACACCAUCACCACCACCAUCACCACCAUCAGCACGGCGGUGUGACGCAUGCGCCCUGCUGUAGCGGUCCCCUGCGUACCGUGCCAGCGCCGCUGCUGUCCAGCAUCAGCCCGGACGCGUCGCCAACGUCGCUCGCGUCCCCGCACACCCCGCUCACCUCCGCCACUGUCACGCAACUGGAGACGCCUAGCGGCCCGCUACCUGUUGAGCCGCGGCCGUGGCGGGCAAAGCUCAUCGCGCCACACCCCAAGUUCAAGGCGUAUGUUGUGCAGGGCGACUCGCCGCACGAGCUGCUGGCACUGAAGGUUGGCGAUGAUUACGUGCUUGGGCGGUACAUUGUUCCCAAGGACAUUCGCGUGGCGUUUAUUGGCUUUGAUCCGCUGGGCUCGCGGCUGUUUGCUGCAUCCAGCGAGGGGUUUGUGUGCUUCUGGCACUUUCGUCCAGCCGUGAAGAAGGACCACUUUCGCCGCGUGUAUGUGUCCUCGCACAAGAUUGACGCAAUCGCAAUGGCGGCACCGUCGGUGUUUGCGUACAGCAGCGACACGCGGCUGCAGGUGCUUGACAUGCUGCUGCUCUCGUCCAGGCCCGUCGUGUACGAGACGAAGUCGCCCGAUGACGGCAGCAUCAAGGCCCUCCACCACAGCCUCGAGCAGCACACGCUGUUCUGCGCUACGAGCCGUGGGUCCGUGUUCCUGGUGGACCUGGAUGUGUAUCAGCGCAUCAAGACCAUCAACCUCUUCGACAGCAGCGUGCGUGCGCUCGCCCCGCUCGUGGGCACGUUCAUGCUCGCUGUGGCCUCAGACCUGACCAUCAAGGUGUUUGAUGUCUCGGAGCGCCACGCGUCCAAGACCGUGGCCAAGCUUCCGUCGCGGGCAAAGGUGUUUUCCACGCCAGCCAUCAGCAUCACCAGCGUGCCUGGUCGCGUCUUUGUCGCCAACAACGACGCCCUUCUCACGUGCACCACAGCGCAGGUGCUGGGGCUGCUGUAG